GCGUGACGUAGGCGGAAGUGGCGUGGGCACCGGAUGUGGGGCGGGGUCUGCUGCAAGGGCGCUUUCUAAGCCGAGGAACUGGCGGGCGAUUGCAAUGGAGUCGGUUGCUUCAGAGAGCUCCCCAGCUCCAGAGAAUGAGCAUUUUCAAGAGACUCCGGAAUCAAACAAUGGUGUGUAUACAUCCUUUAUGAAGUCUCAUCGCUGCUACGACCUGAUCCCCACAAGUUCCAAGUUGGUUGUGUUUGAUACUUCCCUGCAGGUAAAGAAAGCCUUCUUUGCCCUGGUGACUAACGGUGUUCGGGCUGCCCCUCUGUGGGAUAGUAAGAAGCAGAGUUUUGUGGGCAUGCUGACCAUCACUGACUUUAUCAACAUCCUGCACCGAUACUAUAAGUCGGCCUUGGUGCAGAUCUAUGAACUGGAAGAACACAAGAUAGAAACUUGGAGAGAGGUAUACCUACAGGACUCCUUUAAGCCCCUUGUCUGCAUUUCUCCAAAUGCCAGCUUGUUCGAUGCUGUCUCUUCAUUAAUUCAAAAUAAGAUCCACAGGCUUCCAGUCAUUGACCCAGAGUCAGGCAACACCUUGUACAUCCUUACUCACAAGCGCAUCCUCAAGUUCCUCAAGCUGUUUAUCACUGAGUUCCCCAAGCCAGAAUUCAUGUCUAAGUCUCUGGAAGAGCUACAGAUUGGCACCUAUGCCAACAUUGCUAUGGUCCGUACUACCACACCUGUCUAUGUGGCUCUAGGCAUCUUUGUACAGCACCGAGUCUCUGCCCUGCCUGUGGUGGAUGAGAAAGGGCGUGUUGUGGACAUCUACUCCAAGUUUGAUGUGAUUAAUUUGGCAGCAGAAAAGACCUAUAACAACCUGGAUAUAUCUGUGACAAAAGCUCUACAACACCGGUCUCACUACUUUGAGGGUGUUCUCAAGUGCUAUCUACAGGAGACUCUGGAGACUAUCAUUAAUAGACUGGUGGAAGCAGAGGUUCACCGUCUGGUGGUGGUGGAUGAGAACGACGUGGUCAAGGGCAUCGUAUCGCUGUCCGAUAUCCUGCAGGCUCUGGUGCUCACAGGUGGAGAGAAGAAGCCCUGAGCGUGGGGAGGGACAGGCAGCGCCAGGGAAGAUGGCCCCCUCACUGCCUCCUGAGAGCUCUGGGAAUCAGAUGAAAUCCUGGAAGAACCGAGUGUGUUCCCUCAGGAGCUCCAUACCCACUGUCUGGAACUAGAGGAGACCGGAGGUGGGGGGGAGAAAGGACUUUUAGCUUCCCUUACCAUUAUGUAUACAUUUGAGAAAAUUUUUAGCCUAGCCAGCCAAUCCUAGCACCUAUGUCCUUAGACAUAUCUCCCUUCUGGGUGGACCAUGGGCUUUGUGCUCCUCAGGCAAACUCUGAUCUCUAAGAAACCCCUACAUCUCACCGUGCCCCACCUCUGUCUCUGCCCUUAUUCUACCAAGAUAAUAGCUCUACAAAGACUUCUUAAAAAUAUUUUUAUUCAUCCUGCUUCAUUUGUGUGGAGGAGACUGAGUCCAUUUAAUGUUAUUCCUUCCCAUGAAUCUUGUGGGGAGGUGCAUGUCUGGGUUCCUGCACUGUUUGCAUAUGAAGGCAGAUGGCUGUGGAGGAGGGCAAUGGGUAGGUAGCCAAGAUUAAUGCAUUUUGUGACAAACCUAAUUAAAUGACAAGAUUUUCAUCAUGGUA
Molecule: messenger RNA, 1688 nt
Organism: Cricetulus griseus (Chinese hamster)
Lineage: Eukaryota; Metazoa; Chordata; Mammalia; Rodentia; Cricetidae
Source: RefSeq, a predicted model, not a curated record